Microtus ochrogaster (prairie vole) is the source of this 2070-nucleotide messenger RNA. It is a transcript of the gene Syne1, whose product is annotated as nesprin-1-like. Gene Ontology annotation, cellular component: membrane. Lineage: Eukaryota; Metazoa; Chordata; Mammalia; Rodentia; Cricetidae. The coding region runs from base 1 to 2070 and encodes 689 amino acids. The transcript has 11 exons. Gene Ontology annotation, molecular function: protein binding. The record is from RefSeq and is a predicted model, not a curated record.
AUGCAGCAGGAGGAGCAGCAACAGCGGAGUAGGUGUACCCACCAGCAACGGAUGAAGGAUCUCUGUCAGGCCCUGGAGGCUCUCAACAGUACAGUCACCUCCUUCUCAGCCAGCGCCCAGAAGGCGGUGAACAGAGAGUCCUGCACCCAGGAGGCUGUGGCCUUACAGCAGCAGUAUGAGGAGAUACUGCACCAGGCCAAGGAGAGACAGAAGGCAUUGGAGGAUCUGCUGGCCCACUGGCAAAGGCUGGAGAAGAAGCUGUCGCCCUUUCUGACCUGGUUAGAGCGAUGCGAAGCCAUAGCCAGUUCGCCAGAAAAGGACAUUUCUGCUGACAGAGUCAAAGUGGAGAGUGAAGUACAGUUAAUACAGGCUCUGCAAAAUGAAGUUGUGUCCCAGGCCUCCGUGUACAGCAGUCUCCUGCAACUGAAGGAAACCCUGUUCACAGCGGCCUCCAAGGACGACGUGGCGGCUAUGAAGCUGCAGUUGGAACAGCUGGAUGAGCGCUGGAGAGACUUACCACAGACAAUCAACAGAAGGAUGCACUUCCUCCAGGCUGUGCUGGCUGAGCACCAGGGCUUUGAUGACCUGCUGUUUUCCUUCUCUGUCUGGAUUAAGCACUUUCUCAGCGAACUGCAAGCUACUUCAGAGAUAAGCUUAAGGGACCAUCAAGUGGCUCUCACCCGGCACAAGGACCACGCUGCAGAAAUAGAGAAGAAAAGGGGCGAAGCAGAGAGUCUGCAAGGUCACUUGGCAAAGCUGCGGUCUCUGGGACGAGCUGAGGACCUUCACCCGCUCCAGAUCAAGGUUGAUGAUUGCUUCCAGCUCUUUGAGGAGGCCAACCAGGUAGUGGAGAGGCGGAAGCUGGCUCUGACACAGCUUGCAGAGUUCCUCCAGAGCCAUGCUUCGGCAUCCACUCGUCUCCACCAGCUCAGGCAAACAGUGGAAGCCACCAAAAGCAUGAGUAAGAAACAGUCAGAGUUCCUAAAGAAAGACCUUGAUGAUGCUAUUAAAGACGUGAAGGCAUUAGAGCCCAGCGCCAUCAGUCUUGAUGGAGUCCUGACCAAAGCCCAGUACCACCUGAAGGGUGGGAGCCCGGAGCAGAGGACUUCCUGCAGAGCCACGACUGACCAGCUCUCUUCAGAAGUGGAGAGGAUCCAGAACCUUCUGGGAACCAAGCAGAGUGAAGCAGAUGCCCUGGCAGUAUUGAAAAAGGCUUUCCAAGACCAGAAAGAAGAGCUGCUGAGAAGCAUUGAAGACAUCGAAGAAAGGACUGACCAGGAGCGCUUAAAAGAGCCCACCCGCCAGGCUCUACAGCACAGGUUGCGAGUUUUCAACCAGCUAGAGGAUGAAUUAAACUCCCGAGAGCAUGAGCUCUGUUGGCUGAAAGACAAAGCAAAACAAAUCGCCCAGAAGGACGUGGCUUCUGCCCCUGAAGUGGACAGGGAGAUAAACCGCUUAGAAGCUACCUGGGAGGACACGAAAAGACUAAUUCAUGAAAACCAGGGGCAGUGCUGUGGGCUUAUUGACUUAAUAAGAGAGUAUCAGAAUUUGAAGUCAGCUGUGUGUAAAGUUCUGGAAAGUGCUAGCAACGUCAUUGCCAUGAGAGCUACUGUGAAGGACCAGGAGGACCUGAAGUGGAUCUUUGCCAAGCAUGAAACUGCCAGGAAUGAAAUGAAUUCUAAGCAGAAAGAGUUGGACAGUUUUACCAGCAAAGGCAAACACUUGCUAUCUGAGCUGAAAAAAGUCCACAGCGGAGAUUUCAGCUUGGUCAAGACUGACAUGGAAAGCACCCUGGACAAGUGGCUGGAUGUAUCAGAGAGAAUUGAAGAAAACAUGGACAGAUUAAGGGUAAGCCUGUCCAUCUGGGAUGAUGUCCUCUCAAGUAAAGAUGAGAUUGAAGGAUGGUCCAACAGCUCUCUUCCACAAUUGGCUGAAAAUAUCGGUGACCUGAACAACAGCAUCAGAGCUGAAGAAUUCCUGAAAGAAUUUGAGGUAAAUGACAAUACAUACAGAUCUUCGAUGGGAUGCUGUGAUGCUGAUAUGGAUGCUCUGAUGCUGAUGUGGAUGUGA